Molecule: messenger RNA, 5933 nt
Organism: Podarcis lilfordi (Lilford's wall lizard)
Lineage: Eukaryota; Metazoa; Chordata; Lepidosauria; Squamata; Lacertidae
Source: the annotation of a GenBank genome assembly
AUGGCGAAGGACAACUCGGCCUUCUCCUCCAUCCAUGAGCCCCUGGCGCCCGAAGCCAAGGUCCCGGGGCCCCAGCUCAAGCCGGCAGCCCUGCGGCGCCUGGGCGAGGAGCCCGAGAAGGCGGAGAAGAAGCGGGGUCGCCAGCGGUACGUGGAGAAGGACGGCAAGUGCAACGUCCAGCAUGGCAACGUCCACGAGACCUACCGCUACCUGACGGACAUCUUCACGACGCUGGUGGACCUCAAGUGGCGCUUCAGCCUGCUGGUCUUCAUCCUGGCGUACGCCAGCACCUGGCUGUUCUUCGGCCUCAUCUGGUGGUUCAUCGCCUACUGCCGAGGAGACCUGGACCACCUGGGGGACGACGCCUGGACGCCCUGCGUCAACAACCUCAACGGCUUCGUCUCGGCCUUCCUCUUCUCCAUCGAGACGGAGACCACCAUCGGCUACGGCCACCGGGUCAUCACGGACAAGUGCCCCGAGGGAAUCAUCCUGCUCCUGCUGCAGGCCAUCCUGGGCUCCAUGGUCAACGCCUUCAUGGUGGGCUGCAUGUUUGUCAAGAUCUCGCAGCCCAACAAGAGGGCCGAGACCCUGGUCUUCUCCUCGCACGCCGUGGUCUCCCUGCGCGACGACCGCCUCUGCCUCAUGUUCCGCGUGGGGGACCUGCGCAACUCGCACAUCGUGGAGGCCUCCAUCCGAGCCAAGCUCAUCAAGUCCAAGCAGACCCAGGAAGGGGAGUUCAUCCCCCUCAACCAGACGGACAUCAACGUGGGCUUCGAGACCGGAGACGACCGCCUCUUCCUGGUCUCCCCACUCAUCAUCAGCCAUGAGAUCAACGAACACAGCCCCUUCUGGGAGGUCUCCCGGGAGCAGCUCAAGAAGGACGACUUUGAGAUCGUGGUGAUCCUGGAGGGGAUGGUGGAGGCCACAGGUAGGCGGGGGAGGGCCAGAAGGGAGGGAGGGAGGGAGGGGACCCCCAAAAAUGAUCCAACCCACAAGCCAACUUUUAUAUGGCCACUGGAAACUUUUCUCUCCCAUCAGGACCUGCCCAGGCAAUUGAGAGGACACCUUUCCACAAUGGUUAAUCAAUGUCUGGAUUUUUUCCAAUUUUUAUAGGAUAACAACAACAACAACAACAACAACAACAAUAAUAAUAAUAAUAAUAAUUUUUAUUUAUACCCCGCCCAUCUGGCUGGGCUUCCCCAGCCACUCUGGGCAGCUUCCAACAAAAUAUUAAAAUACAGUAAUGCAUCAGACAUUAAAAGCUUCCCUAAACAAAGUUUCCCUAUUGUACAGUUUUAUGGUUUAUUGCUGUAAACAGCAGAGAGAGAGAGAGAGAGAGAGAGAGAGAGAGAGAUGGUGAGGAUGAUGAUGAUGAUUUUCCUGCCUUCUCACCUGACAGGACUAAAGGCAGCUUACAGACAGAAACAAGAACCACUAAAAACAUAGAAAAAUUGAUUAUUAAAAUACAAUUAAACAUUGAGAGAAUAUAAAACUAUAUACACAUAUGAGCUCUACUAAAACCACACCAUUAAUUGCAAUAAGAACAGCAUGGCACCAGGCCUUAAAAGCAGUCAGUUCCCAAACGCCUGUUAGAACAAGAAGGUUUCCACCUGCCAGUGGAAGGGAAGGACAGCAAGGAGCUUCUCCAGGGAGGUAGCUCCAAAGUUGUCUGGGAGCAGCCACCACCAAGAAGGCCCUGGGAGAACAGGCUGCUGGACUAGAGAGGCCUUGGGCCUGAUCCAGCAUGCUCUUGCAUUCUUAAGGCAGCUUCUCGUGUUCCAAUUGAGCCUCAGCACCUUGCCCAGCGACGCUCCUGCAGGUGAACUCAUGGGAUUGAGCUGGGAUAGAAGGCCCUAGGCCAGGGGUAGGCAACCUAAGGCCCGGGGCCCGAAUGCGGCCCAAUCGCCUUCUAAAUCUAGUCCGCGGAGCAGUGUGUUUUUACAGGAAUAGAAUGUGUCUGUGCUGGUCCCGGGGGGAGGUUACCGUGGGGCGAGGUCUAGGACCUGAGUCGAGGGUCGGCAGACAGUCCUCCAUGGGUGAAGCGGGGUCCACAGCGAGGAGCCAGGCAAGGACAGGAACUCUGGGGGAACCGGACUGGGGGCUGGCCGAAACAGCUCUACAACAACGUUGCUCCCGCCACCUGGGACCGGGCUGACUGGCCUUUAUCUCCUCUGAGGCCAGGGGCGGUCCCGGCCCCCAGGAGACCCACCUCUCCUGGCCUUAAGGCGAGCACUCCUCCUGGGAGAAACCAGUUCCCUCCGCCUCUCUGCCCUGAGCCUCUGCAGUUCAGGAGAGGCCAAAGGGUUACUGGGCCCAGGGGGAGACUCACCUGUAGGCACUGAGUCCUCAACCACCUCCGGAGCCAGAGUGGAUUCACCUGGUGCCUGCUCCUGAGGAUCCGGCACAGGUGCAGGCGCCUCAGAAUCAAGGCCCUGCCCCAGUUCAGCCGGUCCUGGAGGCGGGGACUCCUGUGCAGGCUGGGAUUCCUCCGGUUCAGCCUCUGAAUCGGAUUCCCAGGCCAUCACAGUGUCCUUUUAUUUAAAAUGCAUCUCUGGGUUAUUUGUGGGGCAUAGGAAUUCGUUCAUUUCCCCCCCAAAAAAUAUAGUCUGGCCCCCCACAAGGUCUGAGGGAAAGUGGACCAGCCCACGGCUGAAAAAGGUUUCUGACCCCUGCACUAGGCAGUCCCUAAGCUAGAACUGGGCUCAUGAGUAGAUGGGCAGCCAGAAACUUCCUUAUCCUGAGUCAGAUCAUUGGUCCAUCUAGCUAUGCUUUGCCUGCACUGACUGGCAGUGGCUCUCCUGAGUUUCAGACUCAGGGGUUUCUCCAAGCCCUUCCCAGAGAUGCUGGGGGGAUUGAUCCUGGGACCUUCAGUGCUGGUUCCUACAGGCCUCUCCCCCCCCCAAUAAACCAAGGUUCUAGUCCUCAUGUUUCUGAGUCAGGCUAUAGGUUCUUCUCACAGCACUGAGCUGUGGCUGGUGGUGUGUAAAUGAACCCAGAGUCUCAGGAACUUUCAGGGGGGGGCUUCCCUCUCAGGGGGUCCCCAUCCUUUUCUUCAUCUCCCAGGACCCUCCAGCGUUGACUUCUCUCCCCUUCUCUGCCCUGUGUGCACUUACAUAAGCCUCCUGGUCUGGGGGCUGCUUGCAAAGGCUUCUGGCUCACGGAUGGCGUGCCGGGGGGGGUGUCAGGCUUUGAAGAUCACUGGGCUUGGUUGGGGUGGGCUGGGGGGGAGGGGGGAGACUCAAAGGACCAGCAGACGACCCCCAAUGGUCUGGCUCAAUAUAAGGCAGCUUCCUAUUUAAAUCAGAACCAUGAGGACUAGAACUUUGUUUGUUUUUUAGAUGAAAGCCUCCAUGGCAGAACAGCUGCUCUGCAUGCAGAACGUCCCAGGCGGAAGUGGGGCUGCUUGCUCUUUCUGAAAACCUGGAGGGCCGCUGCUGCCAGUCAGUGCAGACAGUACUGAGCUAGGUUGCUUGUGCUGCUUAAACCCAAGUCAAAGUGUGGGUGUGCUUUGAAAACUGGGGCAAGAGCUCUGCAGUUUCUCUCUUGGCUGCGCAAUUUAGUGGGGCAGUGAAGCCUUUUUCUGUUUAUUAACCUGCUUGGGGCUGUAUAGACGUUCAGUUGGCUAAGGAUUUCUUCCUUUGAUAGCAUUUUCACCUGGUUUAGCUUGGUUUCCCUCUUUAAUGGCCGUCCAAAAGAUGGAAAAGAUUGUUCUGUGGAGCACCCUGAGACCUCUGGGUACAGGGCGGUAUAUAAAUUCAAUAAUAAAUAAAUAAUAAUAAUAGGUGGACCCAACAGUCAGUAUAUAAAUCUAAUAAAUAAGUAACUAAAGAGGGGAGCAUUCCUCAGGCGGCAGCAGUGGGGCAGGCGGGGUGCCUCCUCUUGGCCUUCUGCCGCCUGAGGCAGGUGAUUCAGCUCGCCUCAUGGGUGGGCCGGCUCUGCUCUUUGUGUAUGAAGAAGCUCAGCAGAAGAUGUGACAACUUGACUUAGGCAGGGGUCAGCAAACGUUUUCAGCAGGGUGCUGGUCCCUCAGACCUUGUGGUGGGUCAGACUAUAUUGGGAGGGGGGUGAACGAAUUCCUAUGCCCCACAAAUAACCCAGAGAUGCAUUUUAAACAAAAGCACACAUUCUACUUAUGUAAAAACACGCUGAUUCCUGGACCGUCCACAGGCUGGAUUAAGAAAGUGAUUGGGCCAGAUCUGGCCCCCGGGCCUUAGUUUGCCUACCCAUGACUCAGGGAAACAGCGGGCAGCUCAUGUAAGAUAGAUCCCUGACGCAAUAGGCAGGGAGUUCCAAAGGGUAGCUAAAAAGGUAAAGGGACCCCUGACCGUUAGGUCCAGUCGUGGCCGACUCUGGGGUUGCGGCGCUCAUCUCACUUUACUGGCCGAGGGAGCCGGCGUACAGUUUCUGGGUCAUGUGGCCAGCUUCUGGCGAACCAGAGCAGUGCACGGAAACGCCGUUUACCUUCCCGCCGGAGUGGUACCUCUUUAUCUACUUGCACUUUGACAUGCUUUCAAACUGCUAGGUUGGCAGGAGCAGGGACCCAGCAACGGGAGCUCACCCCGUCAUUGCGGGGAUUCGAACUGCCGACCUUCUGAUCGGCAAGCCCUGGGCUCUGUGGUUUAACCCACAGCACCACCCGCGUCCCUAAAAGGGUAGCUACUGCCAUAUAUAAGAUGGGUUUCAUGCCAGGGCAUUACGCGGCACCAUCUCGGCCGAACGUCCGCCUCCAGCUGAAGGUGGCGUUUGGUGACUCUGCCGUUCUGACUCAGUUUCCCCACUUUCUCUGCUUUGACCCCCCCAGGGAUGACCUGCCAAGCGCGAAGCUCAUACCUGAUGGACGAGGUCCUGUGGGGCCACCGCUUCAUGUCCGUCCUCUCUCUGGAGGACGGCUUCUACGAAGUGGACUACAACAGCUUCCACCAGACCUUCGAGGUGCCCACGCCCAGCUGCAGCGCCCGGGAACUGUCUGAGGCGGCCGCCCGCAUGGAUGCCCACCUCUACUGGUCCAUCCCCAGCCGGCUGGACGAGAAGGUGGAGGAAGGGACCAUCGAGAAAGCAGCAGUGGAAGAGGACGCGGACAAGGAGAGGAAUGGGAACCUCGCCAGUGCCGAGAGCGAGUCCAAGGUCUGAGGGGGCCAUGGGGAGAGGUGGCCGGACCAUGGCAGGGGGCCUCGCUCCAGGCACGCUUCCCAGCGAGGAGGAAGCACUGACAAGCCGCAGAGAGAGCGAGACAACAGGGCAGCUGGCCGGAGAGCGGAAGGCGGAUGUGGGGCUUCAUCGACGGAGCAGAGAAGGGGCCCCGAAAAGGAUUCUUAACGACCCCCUUAAAAACCAGCUGUUCCCCCAAACCUCCAAAUAUCGUCAGACUCCAACGCCCAGCAGCUGGGAUUUUGGACGGAGGGAGCUGUCGUCCGUCGGGGAGGGCCUGGGGUUGGGAAGGUUUGCCUUCGACACCCACACCCUGACGUUUGUAUCUGUACAGCCAGCCAAUAAACCUGGGCAAUAACGAGGAAGGUGGAGUCUUGACUGGGGAUCCUGGAGGUGGUCCAACUUCAUGGGAGAUUCUGGGGCUGGGGGGGGGGCGUCUUUUGCAAGGGGGUGGAGAAAGGAUGGGAGACGGGCCAAGAACCACCCCUAUGAACUCGCCUUCCUUCCUCACAAUCACAGAACUGUCAAUUUGGAAGGGAUUUCUAAGGGUCCUCAACUCCCUGCAAUGCAGGAAUCACAGCUAAACCAUCCCUGACAGAUGGCCAGCCAACCUUCAUUUAAAUAACUUCCAGGGAAGGAGAGCCCACCACCUCCCGAGGAAGCCCAUUCCACAGUCAGACAACUCUUAGCAUCAGAAAAUGAUUCCUAAUAUUUCGUGGGAAUCUCCUGCCUUGGAAGUCCAGCGAGCGACCUGGCCGCUGAAUUCUGCACUGGCUGAAGUGGCU